ACUCUUUCCGCACGGCACGAAAGGUGUGUUUGUGAGCGAAAAAAGGGCUGAGAUACAUAAAGUUCAGCAUCUGCGAGUCAUCAAUCAAGCAAAAAUUAUGUCAGUUGUGGGUCAGCAAUAAACAAAGUAGUCUGUACUCGCAAAACUACUUCACUUACACGCCGAUUAAUUAAAAAGCAUCAAGUCAAUUGUAGUUUGACUCUCGUUUCGUGCACAUCGCGACGAUUAUGGAGAAGAAAUUCAUUCCAACUGAGCAUCAACAUACCCGAUUUAACCCUUUGACCGGGCAAUGGGUGCUUGUGAGUCCUCAUCGCAUGAAGCGUCCGUGGUCUGGGCAAGAAGAACAGCCCGAGAGAAAUCAAUUACCCGAGUUUGAUCCAACGAAUCCGUUGUGUCCCGGCGUUAUUCGAUCCUCGGGCGAAAAAACGCCCAAAUAUGAGUCAGUUUAUGUCUUUACGAACGAUUUUAGUGCAUUGAUGGAGGAUGUUCCGCUUCCGCCGCAAAAUACGGAGCCACUUUUCCAAAUGGGAGGCGCUCGAGGCACUUGUCGGGUCAUGUGUUUCCAUCCAAAGUCAAAUAAGACGUUGCCAACGAUGACCCCGAAGGAGAUAAGAAACGUGAUUGACGCAUGGAUCUCGGAGUUCAAUAGUUUGGGAAAAAUCUACACGUGGGUGCAAAUUUUCGAAAAUAAAGGCGCCGCCAUGGGUUGCUCGAAUCCCCAUCCGCAUUGCCAGAUCUGGGCUUGUUCGUUUUUCCCCUCGGAGCCACUUGUGAAGCACGAACGGUUGUUGGCGUACUUCCAGGAACACAAACGGCCCCUUUUGGAUGACUAUGUGGCGCGCGAAGUCGAGAAGAAGGAACGAAUUGUCAUCGAAAACCCGGAUUGGCUUGUCGUUGUGCCAUUUUGGGCAACGUGGCCUUUUGAGACGAUGAUCAUUUCGCGGAAUAGUAACAAGCGGAUUUCGGAUUUGACUACGGGACAAAUUAAUAAUUUGGCUGUCGUGAUCAAGGAAUUGACGACAAAGUACGAUAAUUUGUUCAAAUGCUCGUUUCCGUAUAGCAUGGGAUGGCACGGGGCACCGACAGGCGAAAAGUUGAAGGAGAAUCAGGAACAUUGGACCUUGCAUGGGAUUUAUUAUCCGCCGUUGUUGAGAUCCGCAACUGUUCGCAAAUUCAUGGUUGGAUUCGAACUUUUGUGCCAAUCUCAACGCGAUUUGACUCCGGAACAGGCUGCCGAUCGUUUGCGCCAAGUCGAUGGACGUCGUCAUUACAGCGAAGUUCUCUAAAAAUCUC
Messenger RNA from Culicoides brevitarsis, 1293 nucleotides. It is a transcript of the gene Galt, whose product is annotated as probable galactose-1-phosphate uridylyltransferase. The record is from RefSeq and is a predicted model, not a curated record. Gene Ontology annotation, biological process: beta-D-galactose catabolic process via UDP-galactose, Leloir pathway. Gene Ontology annotation, cellular component: cytoplasm. Gene Ontology annotation, molecular function: UDP-glucose:hexose-1-phosphate uridylyltransferase activity; zinc ion binding. NCBI's taxonomy places the organism in Eukaryota, Metazoa, Arthropoda, Insecta, Diptera, Ceratopogonidae. The transcript has 6 exons. Bases 228 to 1286 code for a protein of 352 amino acids.